Suillus subalutaceus is the source of this 2337-nucleotide messenger RNA. RefSeq lists its product as uncharacterized. The record is from RefSeq and is a predicted model, not a curated record. Gene Ontology annotation, cellular component: U1 snRNP; U2-type prespliceosome. Lineage: Eukaryota; Fungi; Basidiomycota; Agaricomycetes; Boletales; Suillaceae. The transcript has 11 exons. Bases 25 to 2301 code for a protein of 758 amino acids. Gene Ontology annotation, molecular function: protein binding; RNA binding. Gene Ontology annotation, biological process: mRNA cis splicing, via spliceosome.
AUUCGACUUGCCAUUUCGCGAAGUAUGUGGACUGAACAUCGGAAUCCGGAGGGAAGGACGUACUGGUUUAAUACUGGCACUCGCGAAAGUGUCUGGGAGAAGCCAGAUGACUUGAAAACUCCAUUUGAGAAAGCUCUCGGGGAGACAAAGUGGAAAGAAUACUUCUCCGGAGGCAGGAAGUAUUAUUACAAUACAGAAUCAAAAGAAUCAAAAUGGGAUAUGCCAGACGAGCUGCUCUUGCUCCUUGAAAAAGUCGAGAAGGAGAAGCAAAACAGCCAACUUGUAGUUGCCGGCUCCAUUUCCACACCGUCUGCUCCAAAUCCUGCUAUGACAGCCCCAGCGCAGCCUGAUGGCACCGUAGCCCUCACAGGCUCUGGCGCGCUCCCCUUCAGCAACACAGGCCUUUUUAUGCAUCUCUUGCGCAAGGCGGGCGUUGACGCGGAAUGGACAUGGGACCAGACUAUGCGCACCAUCAUCACGGAUCCGUUGUACAAGGCUUUGAACUCCCUAGCUGAGAAGAAAGCAACUUGGCAGAAGUACACAGAUGGUCUGCGUCAGAAGGAAGAAGAAGAGCGUGAAGCACGGCUUUCGAAGCUCCGCCCAGCUAUACGUAACAUGCUCAAGGGCAAUCCGAGCGUGUUUCAUUACACUACGUUCGCUACCGCGGAUAAAUUAUUCUCGCAGCAUCCCAUAUGGCAGCAAGCUCGUAUCGAGGCUGAGCGGAAGCUCAUAUUUGAGGAGUAUGUUGCAGAGCUCAAGCAGCGUGAAGUGCAAGAAACCCGUGCUGCGCGCACACGUGCAACCUCCAAAGUCGUGUCUCUUUUCAAAGAACUCGAUGUGGAUGUCCUCACACGUUGGCGCAAGGCUCACGAAAUGGUCACGGAGUCCCCCGAUUGGCAAGCUGAUCCCGAGCUGCGCAAGCUCCCUACGCUAGACAUCCUCCUUGCGUUCGAAGAUUACUCGCGUGUCAAAGAGCGUGAGUUUGAAGAGCAGAUGCGCCGCGCACAAGUUGAGAAGACACGUGAGGAGCGCAAAGCCAGAGAGGCGUUCAAGGCAUUACUGCAGGACCUCGUGACGGCUGGAAAAAUCAAGGCGCGCAGCAAAUGGCGUCAUGUUUACCCGACUUUUGCUUCUGAUCAACGAUACCUCAAUAUGCUCGGCAAGCCUGGAUCGAACCCCUUGGAACUCUUCUGGGAUGCUGUCGAUGCACUUGACCAGAGGCUCGAUGGUAAGAUCGCUGUUGCUGAGGAGUGUGCCAGGCGCGGCGAUGACCCCAAUGCCAUGGACGUAGUGAAAAGUGAUAAGGAGAAAGAAACUGUGAGCGUGGUGGGCGCGCAGACGACAUUCGAAGAGUUCAGGGCACGCGUAAGGAGGGACCCCGACAGCGUAGGAAAGCUCGGGGAGGAUGAUUUACGCGAAGUAUACGACACGGUUCACGAUCAAGUCGUGAAGAAGCAGAAUGAAGAGAAGCGCCGCGCGGAGAGGAGGCACAGGCACCUGCAAGAUGAUCUUCGCUACGCGAUGAAGAAGCUUUCCGAGCCGCUUGACAUCACGUUGUCGUAUGAAGCUGCUGUCCCCUUCAUCGAGAACCUCCCUGAGUACAAAGCCCUAGACGAUGACGAGGGUCGACGUUUAGCCUUUUCCAAGUUUGUGAAGAGGCAAAAGGAACGAUUGCGUGAGGCUCUGUCGGAGGAUGGUGCUUCAACCACGAGUAGACGUCGCAAGGACCCUGAGCGCGAACGUGAGCGGGAUCGUGACCGUGACCGCCGCGAUGACCGUGACAGAGAGAGAGACCGCGAGCGAGAUCGUGAGCGGGACAGGAGACACCACCAUCGCGAGGACCAUGAUGGGUACCAUGGGCGUGAAAAAGACGGGCAUGGCGAGCGUGAGCGCGAGCGGGAAAGAGACCGUGAGCGUGACAGAGAGAGGGACCGCGAACGUGAGAGGGAGAAGGACCGUGAACGUGAGAGGGAGAGGGAGAAGGACAGGGAAAGAGACAGGGAUCGCGAGCACAAACGGCAUUCACGAGACGAGCGGGAUGGCAGGGAUGAGCGCAAGCGUAGGAAAGGUUCGAGGGAACGUGGUUAUGGGCGGACUGAUGCGCCUCCAUACGGGGAUGAGGAAGAGGCUGAUCAUGUAGGGGAUAAACCUGAGCAGAGCAAAGAACGGAAACGGGGGUCUGAUAGGGCACAUAGUGAACGCGCUGAAAAACGUGCUCGUUAUGAUCCUGAUAUAGAUUCUAGGGAAGAGCGCGGAGAACGAUCCCGGAGGGCGGAAACGCCUGAAGAAGGGGAGAUAUGAUACCUAUACGCUAGUUUUUAAUAUUCACUGGCUUCA